AUGUUGUUUGAAUCACAACGUAAUCAAUCUGCAACAAAUCCAAAGCAAAUCAAACCAGAAAAGAAACGAGAACUCCACGAAGCUGCAAUUGAUUGUAUUAUUACUGAUGGUCGUUCGUUCGGCGAUUUCCGUCGGUUGGGAAUGUCAAAAUUUCUCAAUGUUAUUUGUCCUGGAUAUCGUGGUCCUGGUCGAAAAACUGUACGUCAUCGUCUAGGUAUUUUGUAUCACGAAUAUCGUCAACAACUUGGAGAAGUACUUGCUUCAAUUCCUGCUAUUGCAAUCACCGUUGACAUAUGGACCAAAAAGAAGAAAUCUUUUAUUUGCUUAACUGGUCAUGCAUUUAAUAAAAAAUUUGAAUCGAUUCCGGUGGUAUUGGGAUUUCGUCGAUUUACUGGUUCUCACGAAUCAGAAAAUAUCAAAAAGUACAUUCUUUAUGAAUUACAACGUUUAAAUAUUCAAGACAAAGUCUGUGGUAUAGUUGGUGAUAAUGGUAGUGAUAUUAAGAAGGCCAUUAAUGAAAUCAAGCCUGGUGAACGAUUCUCUUGCACCGCUCACAACAUCAAUCUGGUGGUCAAAAAUGGUUUAGGAUUAUGGGAGAAAACAAAGAAGAAAAGAAAGCAACCAUCACGUACAACAAUUGAUGUAAUCGAUCAUAAUUCAGAGAAUAAUGAUACAUCAUCAGAUUUUGAUCAUCUUGAUAUACCUGAAGAAUUGGAAGAUGAUGAAGAUAAUUUAACAUAUGGCAAUGCAGCUGAUAGUGAUGAAGAAUUUAACAAUGCUGUUGAUGACGAUGAUGAAGAUAAUGUUAGUUAUGCCGAUGAAAAUGAUAAUCCCGAUGACAAUGAAGAAAAUGAUGAUUAUCAAUCAAUUGAUCUUCAAGAUAUUCGUGCUUCAAUUCGACAAUUAAUUGAUCGAAUGCGUGAUUUUAUUAACAAUAUUAAUUCUACACGUGCUGUUACCGAUUAUGUACAACAGCGAGAAAAAAUCCAUGAUCCACCAAUUACAGCUGCACUUGUAACAGAUAUCGAACUUCGUUGGAAUUCAACCUUUAUCAUGGUGGAUCGGUUUAUUACACAUCAAGCGAUUAUAGACGACAUCAACAGCAGGCCGUUCAAGGUACCAAGCAUUAGUUCCGUUCAACAGCUAAAACUUGGCAACAAGAAAUUUGAAUUUACUAAUGAUGACUGGGGUACAAUAAAAGACCUCCAAACUGUACUUAAACCAUUUUUCGGUGCGACGACUGCUAUCUCAGCAAAAAAUUAUCCAACAUUAGCAUUAGCUUAUUCAAGUAAGUAA
This is a messenger RNA of Rotaria sp. Silwood2, 1296 nucleotides long. NCBI's taxonomy places the organism in Eukaryota, Metazoa, Rotifera, Eurotatoria, Philodinida, Philodinidae. The record is from the annotation of a GenBank genome assembly.